Molecule: messenger RNA, 2672 nt
Organism: Tarenaya hassleriana
Lineage: Eukaryota; Viridiplantae; Streptophyta; Magnoliopsida; Brassicales; Cleomaceae
Product: seco-amyrin synthase-like
Exons: 20
Coding region: 232-2499 (755 amino acids)
Biological process (GO): triterpenoid biosynthetic process
Cellular component (GO): lipid droplet
Molecular function (GO): beta-amyrin synthase activity
Source: RefSeq, a predicted model, not a curated record
CCAAAUUUCAUCCUCACACGACACGACCCCCCAUUCCAUUCGCUUGAAACUUUCUCGAGGCCUUCAUCACGUACGGGUGUAAUAUUGGAGACAUAAACGCGAUCGUUACUCCUCGCUCACGCUGACGCUAUGUGGUAAUGGGCGCUUAAAAUCCCCCACCCCUUUUCUAUUCUCACUCGAAACUUGUCGUUAUCUUUCUCGAUCGCGCCCUUCAUCCCGGCCGGUAGAAGAAUGUGGAAGCUGAGGACUCCGAAGGGAGGAGAUGAUCCAUACUUGUACAGCACGAAUAGACACGUAGGGAGGCAGAUAUGGGAGUAUGAUCCAAAGGCAGGCACUCCUGAGGAGGUGGCUGAGGUAGAGGAAGCUCGCCGUAAUUUCUCCAAGAACCGUUCUCUUGUGAAGCCCAGUGCCGAUCUCCUCUGGCGCAUGCAGUUUCUAAGGGAGAAAAACUUUAAGCAGACGAUUCCCCGAGUGAGAGUCGAGGAUGCAGAGAAAAUCACGUGCGACGUAGCCAAGGCCGCACUUAGAAGAGGGGUUCACUAUUUCUCGGCCCUGCAGGCUGAUGAUGGACACUGGCCUGCUGAAAACGCCGGACCCUUGUUCUUCCACCCACCCUUCGUUAUAUGCCUUUACAUCACUGGGCACUUGGAAAAGGUGUUCUCUUCCGAGCAUCAAAAGGAAAUCCUACGUUACGUAUACAAUCACCAGAACGAGGAUGGUGGAUGGGGAUUACACGUAGAAAGCCACAGUGUUAUGUUCUGUACGGUUCUCAACUACAUCGCCCUACGAAUUCUCGGAGUAGAACCUGAUGCGGAAGCUUGUGCAAGGGCUCGAAAGUGGAUUCUCGACCAUGGUGGUGCCACGUAUACACCCUUGAUGGGGAAAGUUUGGCUUUCAGCUCUUGGAGUGCAUGAAUGGUCUGGCUGCAAACCGAUGCCACCCGAAUUGUGGUUGCUUCCUUCUUCUCUUCCUGUUAAUGGAGGUACUCUCUGGAUAUAUUCCCGAAAUAGUUUCAUGCCUAUGUCAUAUUUGUACGGCAAAAGAUUUGUUUCUUCUCCAACGCCUCUCGUUCUGCAACUCCGGAAGGAGCUUUACCCUCGUCCUUACGAUAAAAUCGAUUGGAAGAACGCACACAAGAGAUGCGCUAAGGAAGACGUCUAUUACCCUCAGACAUUCGCACAAGAAAUGCUUUGGGAUGUCGUGUAUAUGGCGAUUGAACCUCUUUUGAACCGUUGGCCCUGGAUGAGACAGAAGGCUCUUCAGACCACCAUAGACCUCAUCCAUUACGAAGAUGAAAUUGGCCGAUACCUUUCAGGUGGAUGCGGGGGGAAGUCGUUAUGUAUGCUUUCUUCUUGGGUUGAAGACCCUAACGGAGACCAUUUCAAGAAGCAUCUAGCGAGAAUCCCUGAUUUCAUAUGGGUCGCUGAGGAUGGUAUGAAAAUCCAGUCUUUUGGCAGUCAAUUGUGGGAUACCGCCUUUUCGCUUCAAGCACUCUUAGCAACGGAUCUUGUGGAUGAGAUCAAACCAACGCUCGUCAAGGGAUACGACUUCUUAAAGAAAUCUCAGAUUGCAGAAAACCCUCGUGGGAAUUAUAAAAGAACAUUUCGACACUUCACGAAAGGAGGAUGGACAUUUUCGGACCAAGAUCAUGGAUGGCCAGUAUCUGACUGCACUGCCGAAAGCUUAGAGUGCUGCUUGGCCUUUUCAACCAUGCCUCCCGAGUUCAUCGGUGAGAAAAUGGAAGUAGAGAGGCUAUACGAUGCAGUCAAUUUCCUUCUCUCAUUGCAGAGCCCAAACGGAGGCAUAACAGCAUGGGAACCGGCACCGGGAAAACUCUGGCUUGAGAGGUUUAAUCCAUUGGAGUUUAUGGAAGACGUGGUUGUGGAGCACGAGUACGUGGAAUGCACAUGCUCUACCAUAAUAGCAUUGGUUAUGUUCAACAAACUGUUUCCCGGACACAGAAAGAAGGAAAUAGAGAGGUUCAUCGCUAAUGCUGUAAAAUAUGUCGAGAACAUGCAGACGGAUGACGGCUCCUGGUAUGGGAACUGGGGAGUGUGCUUCUUCUACGCGACUUGGUUUGCCCUAAGAGGGCUUGUUGCGGUCGGAAAGACGUACCAGGACUCCCAGACUAUUCGUAACGCAGUUCGGUUCCUUCUCAGAACCCAAAACAUCGACGGUGGUUGGGGCGAAAGCUACCUUUCUUGUACCAAAAAGAUAUAUACUCCGUUGGAAGGAAACCGGUCCAAUGUGGUGCAUACAGCUCAAGCGAUGAUGGGUCUGGUUCUUGUCGGCCAGAUGGAGAGAGACCCUGCACCCGUUCACCGUGCUGCGAAACUGUUGAUCAACUCGCAGUUGGAGAACGGCGAUUUUCCACAAGAGGAGAUCGAAGGGGUUUUCAAGAUGAACGUGAUGCUUCACUAUCCCACCUACAGAAACUUCUUCCCGCUGUGGGCACUUGCCGAAUACACCAAGCGCCUCCUAUCAUCCUGCUUGGAUUGAGAGAUUAAAAUCUUACAAUCUCCCUCUUCAUAUAUAUAUAUAUAUAUAUAUAUAUAUAUAGCUUCCUCCAAAUCCAAUGUUAUACUGUAUGAAGAAAAAAAUUUAACAUUUGUAUGGUUUAUGGACUUCCUCGAACAGUUUCUCUCAAACGUAUCAUUAUUUUUCCUCAAGAA